Molecule: messenger RNA, 367 nt
Organism: Melanaphis sacchari
Lineage: Eukaryota; Metazoa; Arthropoda; Insecta; Hemiptera; Aphididae
Product: THAP domain-containing protein 1-like
Exons: 2
Coding region: 56-352 (98 amino acids)
Source: RefSeq, a predicted model, not a curated record
AUUAAUUUAAAAUUUAUACCUAAAUAGUUUAAAUUAUAACAUUAAAUCGUUAAUAAUGGUCAGCAAGUGUAGUUUAGUUGGAUGCAGGAGCCGAUACAUGAAAAAAAAAGUGAAAAUGCAUAGAUUUCCACUUACAAAUCUAAACAUUUUGCCUUCGUGGAUAGCUUUUAUGAGAAAGGAAGCUCACUGGAAGCCUAAAAGAAGCAGCAGAUUAUGUUCCAAUCAUUUUAUCGAGUCUGAUUAUAAAUUCAAACAUGGAAAAGGUGUUUUAAACCCGACAUCGGUCCCAUCCAUUGAAUACCGAGUUAAAGUUCCGGUAAAAUUCCUGUACUUAAUAUUUAAGUAUAAAUAAUUAAAUUAUUAAUAC